Messenger RNA from Arabidopsis thaliana (thale cress), 549 nucleotides. Its product is annotated as DNA binding / DNA topoisomerase type I. Gene Ontology annotation, biological process: DNA topological change. The transcript has 2 exons. Lineage: Eukaryota; Viridiplantae; Streptophyta; Magnoliopsida; Brassicales; Brassicaceae. The coding region runs from base 122 to 331 and encodes 69 amino acids. Gene Ontology annotation, molecular function: DNA binding; DNA topoisomerase type I (single strand cut, ATP-independent) activity. The record is from RefSeq and is marked reviewed. Gene Ontology annotation, cellular component: chromosome.
UUAGGAGGAGGAAAAAGUGUACAUCUUAUUUUGAAAACAGACACUACGCAAACAACCAUGGAUCAGACGACGAUGAUCCACAACAGUCAAGGCAAACAAGAGAUAGAUAGCUCAACAGACGAUGAAGAUAGAGAAGAUGGAACGAGACAUGCAGACAAAAGAGGACUUGAAAACCGUGGCGUUGGGCACCUCUAAGAUCAACUACAUGGAUCCUAGGAUCACGGUCGCAUGGUGCAAACGUCAUGAAGCACCCAUUGAAAAGAUAUUCAACAAGUCACUUCUGGAGAAAUUUGCGUGGGCAAUGGACGUAGAACCUCACUUCACAUUCUAAUAUGCAUUGCACUGCAGCAGCUGAUGAGAGUUUCUCUAUAAAACAGAGCAAAGCAGGCUACAUUUUUUUUCUUCCAAGUAGAUAAAUUCUUUUUGUUUGUAUCUUUAUUUGAGAUCAUGUCUUCUUUUUUUUUCGUAUAUACAAUUGUUCAUUGUUUGCUUGAAUUCAAAUUUAGUCUGUUUUAUAAAAAAUGAAACCAUAAUCUUUACUAUUUUAAA